CGUGGCAGUCAUUAUACACAAACAUGGCGGGCAGAUGAAAAGUUUCCGUGUGUGUAUGUUGAAAAAAUGCAACUUUAACCCGCAUAUAAUUGUCUCUGAUAAAACCGAUUUGCUUUUUGUUGCAAGUAACUUUAUAAGGUACUGAGAAUGGCUGCAUGGGCUGGAUUUUCAGAGGAAGAACUGCGAAGAUUGAAACACAACGGCGAAUUCAUAAACCAGGCUGUGCCUGUCACAUUGGGUCGUGGCCGUAAAGCCGCUCCGACUAACCGGAGUAGACAGCAGAUGCAGCGGGAAAGGGCUCUGCAGCAAGCAGCCAAGCAGAAGGAGGACAGCCACUCUCUUCCACCCGACCAACAGCUUGCUAAACCCCCUGACCCACCUGCUGUCAGUCACCCUGCUCCUGUCAAACCACAGGACGAGCCUAAACCAUUGGAGUCACAACUAGUUGAACAUGAAGCACAACCUGUUAAGCAUGAACCAGAAUCACCUGCAGAGUCUGUGCCAACAGCAGUCAUCAAGGAGCUGGACAAACAGGAAGUGGAAUUGCGAGAGAAAAACCGUCUACAGCAGUUGCAGUGGGAGCAACGGAUGAUGGAAGAGAAGAAUAAGAAAAGAAAAGCUCUCCUUGCAAAAACCAUUGCUGAAAAAUCCAAACAGACACAGGCUGAAGCUGUGAAGCUGAAGAAGAUCCAGAGAGAACUUCAGUUACUGGAUGAUUCUGUGUCCAGUGACAUUGGGAUUCUCAGAAAACUGAUCGAGCAAUCAAGCAUGGAUUAUUCCCAGGCGUGGAAGCGCUUCGAGAAAGCAGAGGCUGAGUAUGUUGCCGCUAAGAUGGACUUGCACAGGAAAACGGAGGUGAAAGAGCAGCUGACAGAGCACCUGUGUGCAAUCAUCCAACAAAAUGAGCUGCGCAAGGCCCAGAAACUGGAGGAGUUGAUGCUUCAGCUAGAGCUCAAUGCUGAGGACAUCCCCAUCCCAGAGGAAACAGUUCUAGAGGACAAAGAGAGGGAGUCCAGCUCCCAGCCUGUUACCGAAAACGGUCCUGCAGCAGAAACAGAAGUGGACGGCUCAAGUAUGAGCAAAGACAGUUCCAUUACAGAAUCAGCGAUCAGCCAAGAUAAUCAGGAGAGCAAAGCAACAGAUGUUUCUGCAGAUGGGCUAAGCUAGCUUCCAAACAUCAUCAAUUUAAUAGAGGCUGUAUGACAGUUUACAUAACACUUGCUACCAGGUUAUGAAACUGUGAGAGUGUUGAAUAAACCAACAAUCCUGCAUUUUGUGAGGAUAAAAGCCAGCCUCAUUUUAAUAUUGGUGUCAAUUGCUUUUCCAAAUACUGUGAGGGUUAUUCCAUACUACUAACAUUAAAAAUGCCUUAGCAUUAUAGUGCUGAAAUAUUGAUUUUGAUCCGUUAAGCUCGGUUUUUGGUGUUCAUUGAUGGUGCGCACGAUCCUAAAUGUGGGCGAUUAAAACAGUACUGUUUUUUUUAUUCCUGUGGUUCUUUUGGAUGUCAGUCAUUUGUACAAUUUAAUCUGUCUUCCAUUAAGUAAAUGGAUUACGAAUCUCUUAAGCAUUGUGCGUCUUAAAAACACUAUAAAAAUACUAAAUGCUGUUAACUUGAUUGUUUUAUAACUUUGACAUUAUUCAAAAUGGAAUAGUGGCACAUGGCCUGGUGGUAGUUUGUACUUGUGAUUUAUUUCACAUGAUGUUGCAUAAGUGAAUGGUGGAAUCUUUUAUCUAUAUAUGGCUUGUCUCAUAAAAAUAACUUGAUGCAAAUGUUAACAAAUCAAUAACAGCAGGGGUUUUUUAGCAGUUUGUUCAGCAGCGAUGAGAACAAUUGAUUCGUACUGUAUGGAAGAAAAAACCAUUAGAGUGUGGGAUGUUGAAUGCUAUUGAGGUUUUUUUUAAAUGCAUAUAUUGUUUGUAUAUAAUUUUAUAGUUUUCUAAUGAAACUAAGAUACAUCAUGCAGAGCAUUUGUCCUACACUAAAAACAUUACGUAACAGUACAGUUAUAUGGUAUUAUUCAAAAAUGGUUUAAAAUAUAUAUAUUUAAUGAAUGUCAUGCAUUUGAUUAUUCCUGUGCAUUAUUAUGAUUUGAAAGUAUUGUAUAAA
Molecule: messenger RNA, 2107 nt
Organism: Labeo rohita (rohu)
Lineage: Eukaryota; Metazoa; Chordata; Actinopteri; Cypriniformes; Cyprinidae
Gene: gorab
Product: golgin, rab6-interacting
Exons: 5
Coding region: 148-1167 (339 amino acids)
Biological process (GO): non-motile cilium assembly
Source: RefSeq, a predicted model, not a curated record